UUAGGUCCAAAGAGGGUAGAGAUGACCAUGACCGCCAACAAGAAUGCAGCCAUCCCUCAAAAUGCUGCCAGCUGUAGGAUACCGCGGGAUACUCUGGAACGGUCUCAGUCGGUGUCUCCUCCGCCGCUUCUGUCUCCAGUCAGGACGGCAUCGUAUCCUCUCAGUGAUAGUGAGGACUUCUGCAGAACCAGCAGAUUCUCCAACAUAUCCAACAACAAACUGGUGAUUAAAGACUGGACCCUGAGAGGCUCCAACGCGAGAGGCCUGCGCUCCCCGGGGGCCGAUACUGCCAACCACUUGUCAAAAUCAGUCAGUGUCGCUUGUUUGGAUAAAAGACUUUCAGUGUUUAAAGGCCCGAACCAGAAAGAAAAUGUAUUGGAGGCCACGGACGGUGAUGUGAUCAACCGGAGCACCCUCUCCCUGGGGUCUGCGGCCAAUCAGCGGAAUCGACCUCACAACAGAACUGCUGUCCGCUCCCAGGUGCUCGACAUUCGGCGUAAAAUUUCAGAAUGGGAGUGCCGGGGAGACUCUUCUCCACGUCUCAGCCUCUUUGUGGACAGAGGAGACCCGGGUGACCGCUCCACCAGUGAAGGAUGCCCCAGCAUGUUGACAUCGCCAUGCAGUGAAAAAACAUUUGACUUUAAGGGAUACCGGAGAAUGAGCAGAACAUUUUCUGAGUGUUCAUACCCAGAGACAGAGGAGGAGGAGACCACAGCGUCAGAGCGAGACUCUCUUCACCGGUAUGAGAGGAGAUCCAGUAGGACAGAACCCGCCAAUGCUUUUGUCAGGGGCCCUAGAAAAGAGUCCUCUGCAGUGCUGAACAGGAUCCAGAAGAUUGAGCAGGCGCUGAAGGAGAACCCGGGGAUGGGUCUGCCGCAGCUGCCCAGCAGUUGUUUUAGUGUUGACCUUGGGAGAAAACGCUCCAUAACUUCAGGUACUUUAGAGAGUCCAAGCGACAAAUCUGGGAAUGUAAAUUCCAUAAAUGAACAGGAGCAAAAGACAAAACAAGGAGCUACUGCAAACUCUAGCAGUCCAACUGUGGCCCCCAAGAGCCCGCCAGCAGACGUGAACCCUGUCCCUAAACCCAAACGCACAUUUGAGUAUGAAGCUGAAAAAAGCCGCAGGAACAAACCUAAUAAUCUACCUCCAUCCACAUCACCUGUAUCCCCUCCUCCUCUCCCUUCAACGCCAGCACCCCCCGUCACCAGGAGGCCCAAGAAAGAUCACCGCAGAUCUCAAAACAGAAAAUCUCUGGAGUUUGAAGACGCCUCCAGUGUCCAGUCCUUGGGUUCCCCGUCACCGGUGGAGAAUGGUACUGAGAAGAAGCUCCGCUCUGGUUCUAAAAGCACUUUAGAGGAGAACACCUACGAGGAUAUUGUGGGCGAAUCACCCAAAGAAAACCCGUACGAGGAUGUGGACCUGAAGGGACGACACUUGGCCCGCAAGUCCCAGCUGUCACCUGACAGUGUGAAGCCACCUUCAAACAGGAUGCUGAGGACACCAGACAGGAAGUACACGACGCCCACCCAGAUAACGCCUAAGAGUGGUAGCCAUUCAGUGCGAGUCGGGAAUUUCUCUGAGAGGAAAGGGCACCGUACAGGGCGGCUGCCAAAGCGGCACAGCCACGAUGACAUGUUGCUCCUGGCACAGCUGACCAUCCCAACCUCUCCUUCCAGCUUGAAUGAAGACAGCCUCAGUACUGCUAGCGGACUCCUGACGUCACAUAGGGCCCGACGAAUUCCUAAGCUUGUGCAGAGGAUCAACUCCAUUUAUAGUGCCAAACGAGGCAAGAAAAGGUUGAAAAAGCUUUCCAUGUCCAACGUGGAGACAGCGUCGCUGCGAGAUGACAACAGCGAGAGUGAAAGUGACUCAGACGACCGGUUCAGAGCACACACCCAGCGCCUGCUUCUUAUCCAGUCCAUGCUAAACAGAGCCCCCAGUUACCGCACACUGGAGCUGGAGCUGAUCGAAUGGCAGGAGCGGGAGCUGUUUGAGUACUUUGUGGUUAUUUCUAUGAAGAAAAAACCUUCGAAAAAUACUUACAUUCCCGAGGUCACGUAUCAGUUUCCCAAGCUGGAGCGACCCACAAAGCAGGUGCGAGAGGCGGAGGAGAGACUGAAAGCUAUUCCUCAGUUCUGUUUUCCAGAUGCCCGGGAGUGGGUGCCAGUGUCGGAGUAUAGCAGUGAGACCUUCUCCUUCAUGCUGACGGGUGAAGAUGGCAGCAGGAGGUUUGGCUACUGCCGGCGACUACUGCCCAGCGGGAAGGGGCCCCGGCUCCCUGAGGUGUACUGCGUCAUCAGCCGGCUGGGAUGCUUCGACCUGUUCUCCAAGAUCUUGGAUGAGGUGGAGCGGAGGAGGGGGAUUUCUGCUGCACUUGUCUACCCCUUUAUGAGGAGUCUGAUGGAGUCACCCUUUCCGGCCCCAGGGAAAACAAUCCGAGUGAAGACGUUCCUUCCGGGCGCUGGGAAUGAGGUCAUUGAGCUGCGGAGACCGAUGGAUUCACGGCUGGAACAUGUGGACUUUGAAUGUCUCUUCAGAUGCCUCAGCGUCCGACAGAUCAUCCGGAUAUUUGCCUCGCUGCUGCUGGAGAGAAGAGUCAUAUUUGUGGCAGAGAAGCUGAGCACUCUGUCCAGCUGCUCUCAUGCGGUCGUUGCUCUUCUUUACCCUUUUUCCUGGCAACAUACCUUCAUCCCGGUGCUGCCGUCCUCUAUGAUCGACAUUGUAUGUUGCCCGACGCCCUUCCUGGUGGGAUUGCUUUCUAACUCGCUGCCGAAGCUGAAGGAACUACCAGUGGAAGAGGCGCUCAUGGUGGAUCUUGGCUCUGAUCGAUUUAUCAGACAGAUGGAUGAUGAGGACACUUUGUUACCCCGGAAGCUGCAGGCGGCUCUGGAGCAGGCGCUGGAGAGGAAGGGCGAGCUGAUCAGUCAGGACUCGGACAGCGACACUGAUGAAGAAUGUAACACGCUGAAUGGUCUAGUGUCUGAGGUCUUCAUCCGCUUCUUUGUGGAGACCAUCGGCCAUUAUUCCCUGUUCCUGGCUCAAAACGAGCGGGGGGAGAGAGUCUUCCAGAGAGAAGCUUUCCGCAAAUCUGUGGCCUCCAAGAGCAUCCGCCGAUUCCUGGAGGUCUUCAUGGAGUCUCAGAUGUUCGCUGGGUUCAUCCAGGACAGGGAGCUGCGUAAAUGUCGAGCAAAAGGGCUGUUUGAGCAACGAGUGGAGCAGUAUCUGGAGGAGCUCCCAGAGCACGAGCAAAGCGGCGUCAACAAGUUCUGGAGAGGUCUCGGAAACAAGAUGAAAUUUCUCCAUAAGAAGAACUGAGGCCUCAGCUGCAGCAUCCACAGACUGUUCCUGCGGCGUCCUCGCUGGACAUGACCAGAAUAUAAUCACAUGACCGCCCUUCCAUUGAACAGAUAUAGGGGGUGAGAGGGUAGAGACUGUGUAAUCGGGAAUCACCACUUAUAGAUUUGUAAAUAUUGAGGCUUUUUUCAACUUGGAAUCUUUUUUUAUGAAGUGAAACUGUGGAAGUGGAGCAGAUGGCGGCGUCCGAUAUGUGUGAUGGUGUUCAGAUGGCGGCCGCUCGCUCUGCACUCUAGUAUGUCGAUCAACGUUUUAUGGUCAGUAGACUUGCACUAUGACUGCACCAAUUAAGAAGUUUCGAACAUAGCGAGCAGCACGCCAAAUGUGCGUGAUGUAAUAAACGCUGAGACUGAAAUCA
Molecule: messenger RNA, 3712 nt
Organism: Bufo gargarizans (Asiatic toad)
Lineage: Eukaryota; Metazoa; Chordata; Amphibia; Anura; Bufonidae
Gene: DENND2B
Product: DENN domain containing 2B
Exons: 19
Coding region: 22-3315 (1097 amino acids)
Biological process (GO): positive regulation of ERK1 and ERK2 cascade
Source: RefSeq, a predicted model, not a curated record